Molecule: messenger RNA, 15796 nt
Organism: Coregonus sp. 'balchen'
Lineage: Eukaryota; Metazoa; Chordata; Actinopteri; Salmoniformes; Salmonidae
Source: the annotation of a GenBank genome assembly
GGAGUGCUACUGAUAGACCCAGAGUACCUAAAAGACCGAAAAGGUAAGGUGUGCGUGCGAGCGUGUGCGAUUCACAAUUUUCACAUCCCUUUAUUUCUCUUCUCACGUUCCCUUCCUCUCUCCUUCUUCUUAAUUUUUCUUAACUCUUCCCUCUCCCCCUCCAACUCCCCCUCCCCUCCUCCAGUCUUUGUGACUCUGACCUGUGCGUUCCGGUACGGUCGGGAGGACCUAGACGUUCUAGGGUUGUCCUUUAGGAAGGACCUCUACAUCUCCACCUUCCAGGCCUUCCCUGCCGUCACCACAGAGGAACGUAAACCACUCAGCCGCCUGCAGGAGAGACUGCUGAAGAAGCUGGGCCAGCACGUAUACCCAUUCAACUUCACUGUGAGUUCUAUAGACUGGCACACUGUUCAGCAAACACACCAGUUGAAAUCAACUGUGUGUGAGCAUGUUUAGCACGUCUUCCCUUGUGUUUGUGUACCGUUCUGUGGUUGUGUAUUUCUGUCUCCAAUGUCUGUGUGCCUGUUUGUUGGUGAGCAGUUGUGUAUCAUUCUGUGGCGUGACUGCUAAAUAUCUCUCUUUCAGAUCCCUCAGAACCUGCCCUGCUCAGUCACUCUACAGCCAGGACCAGAGGACACAGGGAAGGUACAGAGACCACACACACACACACACACACACACACACACACACACACACACACACACACAUAAUGUAUAGACUCACAGCACUUUUUAUCCAAUGUCUGUCUCUCCCUCUGUCUCUCUCUCUGUCUCUCUCCCUCUGUCUCUCCCUCUGUCUCUCUCCCUCUGUCUCUCUCCCUCUGUCUCUCUCCCUCUGUCUCUCUCGGCCUCUGUCUCUCGGCCCUCUGUCUCUCGGCCCUCUGUCUCUCUCCCUCUGUCUCUCUCCCUCUGUCUCUCUCCCUCUGUCUCUCUCUCUGUCUCUCUCUCUGUCUCUCUCUCGGUCUCUCCGUCGGUCUCUCCCUCUGUCUCUCUCCCUCUGUCUCUCUCCCUCUGUCUCUCUCCCUCUGUCUCUCUCCCUCUGUCUCUCUCCCUCUGUCUCUCUCCCUCUGUCUCUCCCUCUGUCUCUCCCUCGGUCUCUCCCUCUGUCUCUCCUCUGUCUCUCCCUCUCUCUCUCUCUCUGUUCUCUCUCUCCUCUCUCUCCUCCUGUCUUCCCUCGGUCUCUCCCUCUGUCUCUCCCUCUGUCUCUCCUCUGUCUUCUCCUCUGUCUCUCCGUCGUCUCUCCGUCUGUCUCUCCCUCUGUCUCUCCUCUCCUCUGUCUCUCUCCCUCUUCUCUCUCCCUCUGUCUCUCUCCCUCUGUCUCUCCCUCUGUCUCCUCCUCUGUCUCUCCUCUGUCUCUCUCUCUGUCUCUUCCUCUGUCUCUCCUCUGUCUCUCUCCUCUCUGUCUCUCUCCUCUCUGUCUCUCUCCUCUCUGUCUCUCUCCCUCUGUCUCUCUCCUCUGUCUCUCUCCUCUGUCUCUCUCCCUCUGUCUCUCUCCCUCUGUCUCUCUCCCUCUGUCUCUCUCUCUGUCUCUCUCCUCUGUCUUCUCUCGGUCUCUCCCUCGGUCUCUCCUCUGUCUCUCUCCCUCUGUCUCUCUCCCUCUGUCUCUCUCCGUCUGUCUCUGUCCUCGGUCUCUCUCUUUCUCUCUCCCUCUGGUCUCUCUCCCUCUGUCUCCUCCCUCCUGUCUCUCCCGUCGUCUCUCCCCGGUCUCUCCCUCUGUCUCUCCCUUCGGUACUCUCUCUCUCCCGUCGGUUCUCUCCCUCUCCCUCUGUCUCUCCCUCUGUCUCUCCCUAUGUCUCUCCAUCUUGGUCUCUCCCUCUGUACUCUCCCUCUGUCUCUCCCUCUGUCUCUCCCUCGGUCUCUCCUCGGUCUCGCUCGCUCUCUGUCUCGCCCUCUGUCUCUCUCUCUGUCUCUCGCUGUCUCUCCCUCUGUCUCUCGUCUCUCCACUCUGUCUUCGUCUCUACUCAGGCCUGUGGAGUGGACUUUGAGGUCAGAGCCUUCUGCGCCAGGACUGUAGAGGAGAAGAUACACAAAAGGUACAAUGUAGUCGAAGCUAUGUGUUUUGGUUCAGGGAUUCAGUGCAGAGGGUUUAAGUGAUCGUGGAUGUGAUGUAUAGGAAAUCUGUGCUGUUGAUAAUCCUAGUCUGUGUGUGUGUUUGUUAUAUGAUUGGGUGCAUAUAGCGUUUUCAUAUGAUAUUAUAUAUGUUAUUAUAGGAACUCAGUGCGUCUGGUGAUCCGUAAGGUGCAGUAUGCCCCAGAGAAGCCUGGUCCUCAGCCCAUGGUGGAGACAACGCGAUCCUUCCUAAUGUCAGAUAGAUCCCUACAUCUAGAGGCCUCACUGGAUAAAGAGGUAGGACAGGACAAACCGAGACAGAUAGAGACCGACACGCAUAGGCAGACGGACAGACGCACGGCUGCACGAUGGACACACACACACACACACACACACACAUUCAUUAGUUAAAAGCGUUAUGCAAACAUUUGGUUGAUUGGUUACAGCCUGAGAUUAUCCCCCAACCAACCGAAUUCACUCCUCCCCAUGUUCUCUCUCUCUGUCUUCCUCUCUUCCCCCCCCCCCCCUCUCAGCUCUACUACCAUGGAGAGCCUAUCAGUGUGAAUGUACAUGUCACCAACAACUCCACCAAAACAGUUAAGAGGAUGAAAAUCUCAGGUAAGACACUCCCUACCCCUCCCCCUUGCCCCAACCCUUCUUUUCUGCAGAAGCUCCACCACUGCACUGCUGAUACCUACCCAGACCCUACAGAUCUGCAAACAUCGAGGGGUUAGGCCCAAGGGGGAGGGUUACGGAGCGAUUUGGGAAAGACUGUAACAGAGGAGAGGCGCAGCCUUCCCAUGUUCCCUUCUGCCACUCCUCUGCUCUCUCCAUCUUUGUUGCUGUGUGUCUGUCAGUAUUUUGCCUCUCCUGGUGUUAUUAACCCUUUCUCUCCCCUGCUGCAGUGCGUCAGUACGCUGAUAUCUGUCUGUUCAGUACGGCUCAGUACAAGUGUCCUGUUGCACAGGAAGAGGCAGAGUGAGUACCCCUUCUCUCCGAAACCUCUCUCUCCAUCCCUGUAUCCUUCUCUUCAUCACGUUCUCUCUCCUUUGGCCCUCGGGACCACACUCUCCUUUUUUCUCCUCUGUGAGAGAAUGUUGGGUGAAUGCAGACAGGUUGUGUGGCCAAACGGAUACUCACUUUUAGUACUCUUGUUUUGUUUGACUAUUUCUGUAUAACUUCUACCCUCAUUUUGUAUGACCCUCUAUGCUCACUAAAAAUGUACAAUGCUUCGACAUCACUCCUGCCCCUCUCCCAAUAUACAACACCCUCCAAACCCCCCUCUCUACUGGCACUACCAUUCCUGACUACCCCUCUCCUCCUCUCAGCUCAACACCUCUCCUGCCCUGUUACCUCCCACCCAACCCACUCUGAGACCCAAGGCAACCUCAUCUCCUCCCCGUCUAGUAACAUCACAGCCCCUCGUCCCCUUGUUAUGACAUCAUGGAGUUGGUUGGUGUUCUCUCCCCCUGUACUGUAGUUUUACAGGUGACUGAUGUAGUGCUGCACAGAUGUGACACCUACAAUAAGUCUGUGGGCCACGCCUCCGACAGGUGAGUAGAGGAGCAACACUGGGAUUGGCUUAAAGUAACUGUCCAGUGUUUCCAGAUUUCUAUAAAAUAUGACCUAUAAUUCGUUAAUUAAGUAUGUUAAAAAGCUGCUUUACUCUGUUGGAAGGGUGUGGGUGUACCCCAACAACAGAAUGGUGUGGGUAUAAACCGGUUAUUAAAAAUAUUAAUCAGAGUAGACCGCUGAUGACAUCAUCCUUUAUGAGGAAAUAGCAAGCAUUUCUGAAACGGUCUGUUUGAGAUACAAGUUUGAGGUGGGGUUUUUAAGUGUUUUUAUGCUUUGGCCACACAUACGAGUAUAGGAUGAGUCAACAACAUUAUUUGGGUAUGAGUUAACAGAAUAUUAACUUUUAAAAGUGAGAUUUUCACUGGACAGUUACUUUAACCCCCAGAGCUCCCAGACCCAGACCUCCCCACAACCCCAGUACCUGGCUUGAUUUAGGCCCACCAAAACUUCCCCUCAUAGUCUAAAUCUUGAUCCCAAACCUCCCACCCUGAUAAUUAUCCUUCUGGACCCCCCUUAUCCCCAAAACCCAAUUGCCUUCCUCUCAAAUUGCGGGAAAUCUCUGACUGGUACCCAGUCCAGUCCCCUUCAAUUCUCCUCUCCCUCUCUGUUCUAAUGGCAGCAUCUUUAAUCCUUUCGUUCCUCUCAACUUUCCUUACUGCUUCCUAAGCGUUGUGGAUGUGUGUACAAGAGUGAGUGAGUAGGAACCAACCACAUAUGAUGAAACAGAGAGAAAUUCUAAAUCCUUUCUCUCUCUUCCACAGUGACCAGGUGUCCCCCAGCAGUACGUUCUGUAAGGUGUACACCCUGACUCCCAUGCUCACCAAUAACAGAGAGAAGAGAGGCCUGGCUCUGGACGGGAAGCUGAAGCACGAAGAUACCAACCUGGCCUCCAGCACCAUGUAAGAGACUAGAGAGACACCCACAUAAAAACACAUAUAUAUAUUUACAGUGCAUUCAGAAAGUAUUCCGACCCCUUGACUUUUUCCACAUUUUGUUACGUUACAGCCUUAUUCUAAAACAGAUUCAAUUAUUUUUUUCCCUCAUCAAUCUACACACAAUACCCCAUAAUGACAAAGCACAAACAGGUUUUUAGACAUUUUUGCACAUUUAUUAAAAAUAAAAAACAGAUAUAGUAGUAUUUAGACCCUUUGCUAUGAGACUCGAAAUUGAGCUCAGGAGCAUCCUGUUUCCAUUGAUCAUCCUUGAGAUGUGUCUGCAACUUGAUUGGAGUCCACCUGUGGUAAAUUCAAUUGAUUGGACAUGAUUUGGAAAUGCACACACCUGGGACAGUGCAUGUCAGAGCAAAACCAAGCCAUGAGGUCGAAGGAAUUGUCCGUAGAGCUCAGAGACAGGAUUGUGUCGAGGCACAGAUCUGGGGAAGGGUACCAAAACAUUUCUACAGCAUUGAAGAUUCACAAGAACACAGUGGCCUCCAUCAUUCUUAAAUGGAAGAAGUUUGGAACAACCAAGAUUCUUCCUAGAGCUGGCCACCCGGCCAAACUGAGCAAUCGGGGGAGAAGGGCCUUGGUCAGGGAGGUGACCAAGAACCCGAUGGUCACUCUGACAGAUCUCCAGAGUUCUUCUGUGGAGAUCGGAGAACCCAGAAGGACAUCCAUCUCUGCAGCACUCCACCAAUCAGGCCUUUAUGGUAGAGUUGCUAGACGGAAGCCACUCCUCAGUAAAAGGCACAUGACAGCCCGCUUGGAGUUUGCCAAAAGGCACCUAAAGGACUCUUGGUCUGAUGAAACCAAGAUCAAACUCUUUGGCCUGAAUGCGAAGCAUCACGUCUGGAGGAAACCUGGCACCAUCCCUAGGGUGAAGCAUGGUGGUGGCAGCAUUAUGCUGUGGGGAUGUUUUUCAGCGGCGGGGACUGGGAGACUAGUCAGGUUUGAGGGAAAGAUGAACGGAGCAAAGUACCAAGAGAUCCUUGAUGAAAACCUGCUCUAGAGCACUCAGGAUAUCAGACUGGGGCGAAGGUUCACUCAAGGACAACGACCCUAGGCACACAGCCAAGACAACGCAGGAGUGGCUUCGGGACAAGUCUCUGAAUGUCCUUGAGUGGCCCAGCCAGAGCCCGGACUUGAACCCGAUCGAACAUCUCUGGAGGGACCUGAAAGUAGCUGUGCAGCGCGCUCCCCAUCCAACCUGACAGAGCUUGAGAGGAUCUGCAAAGAAGAAUGGGAGAAACCUCCCAAAUAAAGCUGUGCCAAGCUUGUAGCGUCAUACCCAAGAAGACUCGAGGCUGUAAUCGCUGCCAAAGGUGCUUCAACAAAGAACUGAGUAAAGGGUCUGAAUGUGAUAUUUCCAUUUUUAAUACAUUUGCAAAAAUGUCUAAAAACCUGUUUUUGCUUUGGCAUUAUGGGGUAUUGUGUGUAGAUUGAUGAAGGGAAAAAAACACUUACUCCAUUUUAGAAAAAGUCUAAAACGUAACAAAAUGUGGAAAAAGUCAAGGGGUCUGAAUACUUUCCGAAUGCACUGUAUGUAUACACACACACACACAGUACCAGUCAAAAGUUUGGACACACCUACUCAUUCAAGGGUUUUUCUUUAUUUUUACUAUUUUCUACAUUGUAGAAUAAUAGUGAAGACAUCAAAACUAUGAAAUAACACAUAUGGAAUCAUGUAGUAACCAAAAAAGUGUUAAACAAAUCAAAAUAUGUUUUAUAUUUGAGAUUCUUCAAAUAGCCACCCUUUGCCUUGAUGACAGCUUUGCACACUCUUGGCAUUCUCUCAACCAGCUUCACCUGGAAUGCUUUUCCAACAGUCUUGAAGGACUUCCCGCAUAUGCUUAUCUCUUGUUGGCUGCUUUUCCUUCACUCUGCCGUCCGAAUCAUCCCAAACCAUCUCAAUUGGGUUGAGGUCGGGGGAUUGUGGAGGCCAGGUCAUCUGAUGCAGCACUCCAUCACUCUCCUUCUUGGUAAAAUAGCCCUUACACAACUUGGAGGUGUGUUGGGUCAUUGUCCUGUUGAAAAACAAAUGAUAGUCCCACUAAGCCAAAUCAGAUGGGAUGGCAUAUCGCUGCAGAAUGCUGUGGUACCCAUGCUGGUUCAGUUUGCCUUGAAUUCUAAAUAAAUCACAGACAGUGUCACCAGCAAAGCACCCCCACACCAUAACACCUCCUCCUCUGUGCUUUACAGUGGGAACUACACUUGCGGAGAUCAUCCGUUCACCCACACCGCGUCUCACAAAGACACAGCGGUUGGAACCAAAAAUCUCACAUUUGGACUCCAGACAAAUUUCCACCGGUCUAAUGUCCAUUGCUCGUGUUUCUUGGCCCAAGCAGGUCUCUUCUUAUUAUUGAUGUCCUUUAGUAGUGGUUUCGUUGCAGCAAAUCGACCAUGAAGGCCUGAUUCACACAGUCCCCUCUGAACAGUUGAUAUUGGGAUGUGUCGGUGACUUGAACUCUGUGAAGCAUUUAUUUGGGCUGCAAUUUCUGAGGCUGGUAACUCUUAUGAACUUAUCCUCUGCAGCAGAGAUAACUCUGGGUCUUCCAUUCCUGUGGUGGUCCUCAUGAGAGCCAGUUUCAUCAUAGCGCUUGAUGGUUUUGCGACUGCACUUGAAGAAACUUUCAAAGUUCUUGAAAUGUUCCGUAUUGACUGACCUUCAUGUCUUAAAGUAAUGAUGGACUGUCGUUUCUCUUUGCUUAUUUGAUCUGUUCUUUCCAUAAUAUGGACUUGGUCUUUUACCAAAUAGGGCUAUCUUCUGUAUACCCCCCUACCUUUUCACAACACAACUGAUUGGCUCAAACACAUUAAGAAGUGAAGAAAUUCCACAAAUUAACUUUUAAGAAGGCACACCUGUUAAUUGAAAUGCAUUCCAGGUGACUACCUCAUGAAGCUGGUUGAGAGAAUGCCAAGAGUGUGCAAAGUUGUCAUCAAGGCAAAGGGUGGCUAUUUGAAGAAUCUCAAAUAUAAAACAUAUUUUGAUUUGUUUAACACUUUUUUGGUUACUACAUGAUUCCAUAUGUGUUAUUUCAUAGUACUGAUGUCUUCACUAUUAUUAUACAGUGUAAAAAAUUGUUUAAAAAAAGAAAAACCCUGGAAUGAGUAGGUGUGUCCAAACUUUUGACUGGUACUGUAUAUAUACACACACUGAAUAAAAAUAUAAACGUAACAUGUAAAGUGUUGGUCCCAUGUUUCAUGAGCUGAAAUAAAAGGUCCCCGAAAUGUUCCAUACGCACAAAAAGCAUAUUUUGUCUCAAAUUUGGUGCACACAUUUUUUUACAUCCCUGUUGGUGAGCAUUUUUCCUUUGCCAAGAUAAUAUAUCCACCUGACAGGUGUGGCAUAUCAAGAAGCUGAUUAAACAACAUAAUCAUUACACAGGUGCACCUUGUGCUGGGGACAAUAAAAGGCCACUCUAAAAUGUGCAGUUUUACAUUUUACAUUACAUUUUAGUCAUUUAGCAGACAUUCUUAUCCAGAGCAACUUACUUGAGCAAUUAGGGUUAAGUGCCUUGCUUAAGGGCACAUCGACAGAUUUUUCACCUAGUCGGCUCGGGGAUUAGAACCAGCGACCUUUCGGUUACUGGCACAACGCUCUUACCCACUAAGCUACCUGCCACCCCUCACACAACACAAUGCCACAGAUGUCUCAAGAUUUGAGGGAGCGUGCAAUUGGCAUGCUGACUGCAGGAAUGUCCACCAGAGCUGUUGCCAGAGAAUUGAAUGUUAAUUUCUCUACCGUAAGCCACCUCCAACGUCGUUUUAGAGAAUUUGGCAGUACGUCCAACCAGCCUCGCAACCGCAGACCACGUGUAUGGCGUCAAGUGGGUGAGCGGUUUGCUGAUGUCAAUGUUGUGAACAGAGUGCCCCAUGGUUUGGUUAUAGUGUGGGCAGGCAUAAGCUACAGACAACAAACACAAUUAUCCUGAGGCCCAUUGUCGUGCCAUUCAUCCGCCGACAUCACCUCAUGUUUCAGCAUUAUAAUGCACUGCCCCAUGUUGCAAGGAUCUGUACACAAUUUCUGGAAGCUGAAAAUGUCCCAGUUCUUCCAUGGCCUGCAUACUUACCAGACACCAUUUGAGCAUGUCACCCGUCAAUAUCCAGCAACUUCGCACAGCCAUUGAAGAGGAGUAGGACAACAUUCCACAGGCCACAAUCAACAGCCUGAUCAACUCAAUGCGAAGGAGAUGUGUUGCGCUGCACAAGAUACCAACUGGUUUUCUGAUCCACGCCCCAGCCUUUUUUUCCAGCUGCAUAUCUGUCUUCCCAGUCAUGUGAAAUCCAUAGAUUAGGGCCUAAUGCGUUUAUUUCAAUUGACUGAUUUCCUUAUAUGAACUGUAACUCAGUAAAAUCUUUGAAAUUGUUGCGUUUAUAUUUUUGAUCAGGAUAGAAACACACACACCUAGACACACACCAACCUGGCCUCGAGACUAGAGCGAGAAAGCAAGAGACAGACACAGACAGACAGACACACAGACUCAUGCACGCCCGCCCGCACACAUAGGAGUUGCGACAUACCUUGCAGUUGGCACUAGACUUCUUGAAGACUCUGGGGGGGGGGGAAAGAAAUGAGAGAGAUGCACAUAAUUAGUCACCAAGAUAAACAAACAAACAAACACUGCCUCUUAUAUACACUCACUGGACAGUUUAUUAGGUACACCCAUCUAGUACUGGGUCGGACCCCCCUUUGCCUCCAGAACAACCUGACUUCUUCGGGGCAUUGAUUACACAAGUCGGAAACGUUCCACAGGGAUGUUGGUCCAUGCUGAUGCGAUGGCAUCAUGCAGGUGCAGCAGAUUGGACGGCGGUACACCACCGCCACUAGCCUGUACCGUUGACACCAGGCAGGAUGGGUCCAUGGACUCAUGCUGCCUCUACCAAAUCCAGACUCUGCCAUCAGCAUGACUCAACAGGAACCGGGAUUCUUCGGAACAGGCAAUGUUUUUCCACUCCUCAGUUGUCCAGUGUUUGCGAUCGCGUGCCCACUGGAGUCGCUUCUUCUUGUUUUUAGCUGAUAGGAGUGGAACCCGGUGUGGUCGUCUGCUGCCAUAGCCCAUCCGUGACAAGGAUCGACAAGUUGUGCAUUACGAGAUGCCAUUCUGCACACCACUGUUGUACUGCACACAUUAUUUGUCUGUUUGUGGCCCGCCUGUUAGCUUGCACGAUUCUUGCCAUUCUCCUUCAACCUCUCUCAUCAACGAGCUGUUUUCGCUCACAGGACUGCCGUUGACUGGAUGUUUUUUGUUUGUCGCGCCAUUCUCGGAAACCCUUAGACACUGUUGUGCGUGAAAAGCCCAGAAGGGCGGCCGUUUCUGAGAUACUGGAUCCGGCGUGCCUGGCACUGACGAUCAUACCACGCUCAGAGUUGCUUAUGUCACUAGUUUUGCCCAUUCUAACGUUCAAUCGAACAGUAACUGAAUGCCUCAAUGCCUGUCUACCUGCUUUAUAUAGCAAGCCACAAUCCAUUUUCUUGAACGGGGUGGUUUACCUAAUAAACUGGGUGUAUAUGCAUGCAGUUCUCCUCUUGUCUGUCUGUUGUGUUUCAUUGAUGUGUGUCUGUUUUGAUGUGUUCCAGAGUGAAAGACGUGUCCAAUAAGGAGGUUCUGGGAAUCCUGGUGUCUUACAGAGUCAAGGUCAAACUAGUGGUGUCCCGUGGAGGGUAUGUUACAUAUUGGCUCAUACACAUGCACUACUGUCUGUCUUACAUAGAUUCAUGAAGUGGUUGUAAGUAAACAUUUCCACCUGGAUUAAGCUGGAACGUUUUCUGAGUAUUAGUUCAUCUAUGCCUGAUGUCUGAGUGGUCUCCCACUGGGCACAAACUGGUUGAAUCAUCAACAUUGUUUCAACUUAAUUUGUCAACCUAUUGUGACAUGGAAUCAACGUGGAAAAUACAUUAGAACUGAAAAAAGUCAUCAACGUAAACUGUUGUUUUGAGGGUGAAAUUUAAACCACAGGAUUAUGUCAUCAUGGUAUGCAAAUUUCAACAUAGACAAACCUUGUAUAAAAUAUGUUGAAUUUGUAAGUUUAAAACAACGUCAGAUUUUCAACAUUAUAUCCACUAUCAGAAAAAAAACCAAUAGACUAGGCAGCACCUCCUACUGGAGAAUUGAAAUAUCUACAGCUACCCUUUGGUCUCCCAAGCAAGGUUUUAACCAAGCCCAGCCCUGCUUAGCUAUGAUAUUUGUCACUGACAAUUACCAAUGUGCUAUCGUGAGAAUGAUUGAGAGAUCUCCACUAAAUAGAUUCACUGGUGCUAUCGAACUCAUUCCAAAGGGUCGUUUAAACUUUGCAUCUGCACUGUUUCAAGUAAAUAUGUUUUUGUAAAAUUGUCAGUGGAAAUUGUUAAAAGUCGUCGUUGUGCAUCGAGUUGUAUGGUUUGUUUAACUUUGCAAUCAUUGGUUUUUGUUUGGCAAACAUUUUAAAGUUAGAAAUCUGAAUCUCAGUAGUCUCUGUUACAGUGGAAUUGCCCUAAAUCUCCUUCAAGUGCAUUGACAACCAAACACAAUUCAAUAUCACAUUUGAAAUACAAUAAAUAGCCUAUGAACUUGUCGACAAGUUAACACAUGAUGUGUUGGAUUCACGUCUCCAUCUCAACCAAAAAUAAGUUAAAUAAUGGGAUUAAGCCAGUGGCUCAGAUAGAACUUUCCAAACAGUACAUACAUCUCCUUUAAAUGUUGAUAUUUGGUUGGGUUGUCAACCAUACACAAUUCAUUAUUACUUUUGUAAUACAGUAAAUAGCCUAACGUUAAUGCUAUUUUACAAGCUAAUGUAACAUUCAACCUUAAAAUGAGUAACACAGGGCCUCCCGAGUGGCGCAGCGGUCUAAGGCACUGCAUCGCAGUGCUUGAGGCGUCACUACAGACCCGGGUUUGAUCCUGGGCUGUGUCGUAGCCGGGCCGCGACCGGGAGACCCAUGAGACGGCGCACAAUUGGACCCAGCGUCGUCCAGGUCGGGGGAGGGUUUGGGCGGCCGGGAUGUCCUUGUCCCAUCGCGCUCUAGCAACUCCUUUGGCAGGCGAUGCACGCUGACAUCGGUCGGCAGUUGUACGGCGUUUCCUCCGACACAUUGGUGUGGCUGGCUUCCGGGUUAAGCAAGCAGUGUGGCUUGGCAGGGUCGUGUUUCGGAGGAUGCAUGGCUCUCGACCUUCGCCUCUCCCGAGUCGGUACGGGUGUUCCAGCGAUGGGACAAGACUGUAACUACCAAUUGGAUAUCACGAAAAAGGGGUAAAAAGUAACAAAAUAAAAAAUGAGUAACAAAUCCAUGGCCACUUUUUGGGGCAACAAUGUCUUCUUAUGCAAUCACAUAAAACAUGCUUGUUCAAGAUAGCAUGCAGAGGUCAUCACAGGUCUAUGGAGAUCUUCAUAAUUGAGGUAAUAAUCUACACAGAAUCUCAAACCGCAUUGAUCACUUGCACCAUCUCAACUGCAAUCCAGGUCAUUUGGUUCUGCUAUAAAUAAACAAAAUAUCUGUAUUCCCAUUUGAACUUUGCUGUGCUGUAAAUGGUUAAAAGCACAGCGAUAGACAUUUGGGUGACAACUAAACCAAAAUCAGACAUAAUUCUUUAACUUUUGGCUUUCUUUUUGAGUGGGUGAAUAUAGGCUGUAAUCUUAUUUUUUUAUUUUAUUUCACCUUUAUUUAACCAGGUAAGCCAGUUGAGAACAAGUUCUCAUUUACAACUGCGACAUGGCCAAGAUAAAGCAAAGCAGUACAAUAAAAACAACAACAACACAUAUGGGAUAAACAAAAACGUACAGUUAAUAACACAAUAGAAAAAUAGAAAAUAUAUAUACAGUGUUUGUAAAUGAAGGAAGUUAUGGAGGUAAGGCAAUAAAUAGGCCAUAGUGUAAAAGAGUUACAAUUUAGUAUUAACACUGGAAUGAUAGAUGUGCAGAAGAUGAUGUGCAAAUAGAGAUACUGGGGUGCAAAUGAGCAAAAUAAAUAACAAUAUGGGGAUGAGGUAGUUGGGUGGGCUAAUUACAGCUGGGCUGUGUACAGGUGCAGUGAUCGGUAAGGUGCUCUGACAUCUGAUGCUUAAAUUUAGUGAGGGAGAUAAGUCUCCAGCUUCAGAGAUUUUUGCAGUUCGUUCCAGUCAUUGGCAGCAGAGAACUGGAAGGAAUGGCAGCCAAAGGAGGUGUUGGCUUUGGGGAUGACCAGUGAGAUAUACCUGCUGGAGCGCAUACUACGGGUGGGUGUUGCUAUGGUGACCAAUGAGCUAAGAUAAGGCGGGGAUUUGCGUAGCAGUGAUUUAUAGAUGACCUGGAGCCAGUGGGUUUGGCGACGAAUAUGUAGUGAGGGCCAGCCAACGAGAGCUUACAGGACACAAUGGUGGGUAGUAUAUGGGGCUUUGGUGACAAAACAGAUGGCACUGUGAUAGACUACAUCCAAUUUACUGAGUAGAGUGUUGGAGGCUAUUUUGUAAAUUACAUCGCUGAAGUCAAGGAUCGGUAGGAUAGGCAGUUUUACGAGGGCAUGUUUGGCAGCAUGAGUGAAGGAGGCUUUGUUUCGAAAUAAGAAGCCGAUUCUAGAAUUAACUUUGGAUUGGAGAUGCUUAAUGUGAGUCUGGAAGGAGAGUUUACGGUCUAACCAGACACCUAGGUAUUUGUAGUUGUCCACAUAUUCUAAGUCAGACCCGCCGAGAGUAGUGAUUCUAGUCGUGCGGGCGGGUGCAAGCAGCGUUCGAUUGAAGAGCAUGCAUUUAGUUUUACUAGUGUUUAAGAGCAAUUGGAGGCUACGGAAGGAGUGUUGUAUGGCAUUGAAGCUCGUUUGGAGGUUUGUUAACAGAGUGUCCAAUGAAGGGCCAGAUGUAUACAAAAUGGUGUCAUCUGCGUAGAGGUUGAUCUGAGAGUCACCAGCAGCAAGAGCGACAUCAUUGAUAUACACAGAGAAUAGAGUCGGCUCGAGAAUUUAACCCUGUGGCACCCCCAUAGAGACUGCCAGAGGUCCAGACAACAGGCCCCCCGAUUUGACACAUUGAACUCUAUCUGAGAAGUAGUUGGUGAACCAGGCGAGGCAGUCAUUUGAGAAACCAAGGCUAAUUUGUCUGCCAAUAAGAAUGCGGUGAUUGACAGAGUCGAAAGCCUUGGCCAGGUCGAUGAAGACGGCUGCACAGUACUGUCUUUUAUUGAUCGCAGGGGAUGCAGAGCUGGUGGCCGGGGUAGGGGUAGCCAGGUGGAAAGCAUGGCCAGCCGUAGCAAAAUGCUUGUUGAAAUUCUUGAUUAUCGUACAUUAAUCGGUGGUGACAAUGUUUCCUAGCCUCAGUGCAGUGGGCAGCUGGGAGGAGGUGCUCUUAUUCUCCAUGGACUUUACAGUGUCCCAAAACGUUUUGGAGUUAGUGCUACAGGAUGCACAUUUCUGUUUGAAAAAGCUAGCCUUUGCUUUCCUAACUGAUUGUGUAUAUUGGUUCCUGACUUCCCUGAAAAAUUGCAUAUCGCGGGGGCUGUUCGAUGCUAAUGCAGUACGCCACAGGAUGUUUUUGUGCUGGUCAAGGGCAGUCAAGUCUGGGGUGAACCAGGGGCUAUAUCUGUUCUUAGUUCUGAAUUUUUUGAAUGGGGCAUGCUUAUUUAAGAUGGAGAGGAAAGCGCUUUUAAAGAACAACCAGGCAUCCUCUACUGAUGGAAUGAAGUCAAUAUCCAUCCAGGAUACCCGGGCCAGGUCAAUUAGAAAGGCCUGCACGCUGAAGUGAUUUAGGGAGCGUUUGACAGUGAUGAGGGGUGGCCGUUUGACCGCGGACCCAUUACGGACGCAGGCAAUGAGGCAGUGAUCGCUGAGAUCCUGGUUGAAGACAGCGGAGGUGUAUUUAUAGGGUAAAUUUGUCAGGAUGAUAUCUAUGAGGGUGCCCAUGUUUACGGAUUUAGGGUUGUACCUGGUAGGUUCCUUGAGUCAACACAUGAUAGUGCCUGGGGAGUAGGAGUGAUAUUGGGGGCUACAGGGCCUGGGUUACAAAGGAGCUAUCUGAGGCAGGUUGAGCGGGACUGGGGGCUCUACAGUGAAAUAGUACAAUAAGAACUAACCGAAACAGCAAUAGGCAAGGCAUAUUGACAUGGGAGUGAGGCAUAAAGCAAUCACAGAUGUUAUUUGAGAGAGCUAAGACAACAGCUGGUAAUGGCGAGGAAAGUUUGGGCUGAGGCUAAACAGAUAAACAGGAUGGGGUACCGUAUAAAGGAACAGCCUUUAACAGCCUGGCUCGAGGCUAGCUCAAGACUAACUGGUGCUUGCUUCGGGACAGUGGUGAUUAGCCAACAACAACAACAGCCAUUCGGUUAUUGAUCAAUGUCUCAACCAAAUAUUACCCAAUUAUCCACGUUGAAAUGAUGUGGUGUGCCCAGUGUGCUGGCAUUGCUUUAACAUUACUGUGUAUGUCCUCUGUACAGCGAUGUGUCGGUGGAGCUGCCUUUUGUCCUGAUGCACCCCAAACCCACAGACCAACUCAUUUCCAGACCUCAAUCAGGUACAGACCAAUGUGUGUGUGAUCGAGAAAAAUAUAUUUUAGAAAUAAAGUGUUUUGCAGUGAUAUUUACCUGUUUUGCAAUGUCAUUACUUUAUCCCACAGCCAUCCCAGAAACAGAUGCCCCAGUGGACACUAACCUGAUAGAGUUUGAGACAAAGUAAGAGAGAAAGAGAGAGGGUGUGUGUCUCAGAUUUCAAUUUAACCUUGUUUGUUGUUGAACACAAUUUUAAUCUCUUCCUCUUUCUCCCUCCCUCCCUUCCUCCAUUCAUUCCUUCCUCUUCCCUCUCUCUCAGUAAUUUCUCUCAGGAUGAUGACUUUGUGUUCGAGGACUUUGCCCGUCUGCGACUGAAAGGAAUGAAGGACGAUGAGGAUGACCACUUCUGCUAGUUCUCCCUCCCCCAGGACCAGGCACCCAAACCUGGGGAGAGCAGCUAGGCGAGUCACUGGUCUAGUCUCGGCACCAGACAGUAGGCCCAACUCCAGAAAAAGGGUGCAGGAGCACUCAGAUAUUUUAAAAAGCCUCCUCCCUUUCUCUUCUUAUGCUUCUUUUUCUCCCCUCUUCUUUCUCCUACAUCUGCGAUGGCAUUGUUCAUUUCUACUCCUUUGUUUUUUCACUCCUUUUGUUUGAAAAACAGAGAUAAUGAGAGAGAGAGGGAGAUAUUUAUAGGGAGUGUCGAGUCGACUGUCUCUGUUUUAGGAAAUAAUUAUAUACGUUUUGGGUCCAUUCGUUGAUUCAGGGUUGAUCUUAUAUGUUCUAUACAGUCGUGGUCAAACGUUUUGAGAA